CUAAACUAAAAGAUGAAUGUUCUCCCAAGAAUUAUCAGUUCAGCGGACGAAGUAUCGCUGUUUAGAUAUGGCUACGUCCACCUCAACGUCGUCCGGCUCCGGCAGAGAUGGGUCGGCCAAGACUGUGGUGGUCGAUCAAAUCACUCAGUCUGUACAGUCCACUUCCAAUCUCCUCCAACUCAUGCUCCACUCUUCCCCUUCUCAGGCCCAACUGCAGAAACUCCCAAAGAGUCUUUUGGCUAAGACCACCGCAAUCAAGAAUACAUCAUUGGUAUUGGAGCAAUUGCCUCAGAUUAUUUCAUCAUUGGAUGCACAUAUGGACCAAGGACUGCAAAGUGUUCCUCAGCUGAAAUCUGUGAUCCAGCUACUUUCAAACAUUGAGAACUCCCAAGUAAAGUCCAUAUCCAAUGCUCGGCUUUUGCAAGAGGAAUCUGAAUCCGCAGAACAACCAUAAGUAACAUUUUCCCUGGAAUGUCAUUGUGGCCUAGAAGAUUGGUUCAAUAUUCGUAGAAUCGUCUAUGUGUGUCAUUUGUGAACUCGGGCGAAUAUUUUUAGAAAGGUUGUGCUUGUUAGAAAGGUGCACCACUAGCCAACUUGGGUACAAUGGGCAUGGCCGUUCGGUACCUUUGGUUCAUGGUAAUAGUUGGAAGAAUUGUAAGGGGCGUUUGGUGCUCGGAGUCUCAUUGGAAUUUGGAAUUCAUUCGCAAUGGAGUUUACAUUUGGUGAGCUUAUUCACAGUAUAAUCAGCCUUAUCAGUUUGAUUUCUUACCAAACACUAAAUUACUUUACUGCAU
Molecule: messenger RNA, 794 nt
Organism: Cuscuta campestris
Lineage: Eukaryota; Viridiplantae; Streptophyta; Magnoliopsida; Solanales; Convolvulaceae
Source: the annotation of a GenBank genome assembly